AUGUCUGUCGUCGCCCAUCUGGAUCGUUCUGAAGACAUCAUCGCUGGAGCAAUAAUGUUUAUAGUUGGCGUCGUUGGGAUUGCAUUCAAUGUCGCGGCUGUGGUGCUAAUCUAUCGCACACCCUUCUUCCGUAAUGCGUUUGGCUACAUUUGUGCAUCACAUUGGUCGCUGAUGUUGGUGUACUCGCGAUUUACACCUUUUGGGCGGCACCAGCAACGAUACUUACGUCACUUGCUCUCAACAUAUGGACAAUCUUCGGCUCAUUUCAGUGGUUUACCUGAAACGAUAACCCAUACUUAUUUCGGACAGAGAAUAGGUCAACUCACCGUGAUAUUCUGGUUUGGCUCUGUCUAUGGACAUUUGCAAAUGGCUCUCAAUCGACUUAUGGCUAUCUGUUCCCCCCUCAUGUACAAAUCGCAAACCUUAUCCGAUCUUGCAAUUUUAACGAAACCUCGCAUUCUAUAG
This is a messenger RNA of Cooperia oncophora, 465 nucleotides long. The record is from the annotation of a GenBank genome assembly. NCBI's taxonomy places the organism in Eukaryota, Metazoa, Nematoda, Chromadorea, Rhabditida, Trichostrongylidae.